This is a messenger RNA of Neolamprologus brichardi, 2187 nucleotides long. Its product is annotated as heparan sulfate glucosamine 3-O-sulfotransferase 2-like. NCBI's taxonomy places the organism in Eukaryota, Metazoa, Chordata, Actinopteri, Cichliformes, Cichlidae. The record is from RefSeq and is a predicted model, not a curated record. Gene Ontology annotation, molecular function: [heparan sulfate]-glucosamine 3-sulfotransferase activity.
UUGCCAGAGAGCGCGCAUAGCUUUUGCAUCCAUGCGUGAUGGCCACGGACGCGUCCAGGAGUUUUAAAAUAGGAUGGCUUCACAACUCGGUGCGCAGGGAAAGAUACCUUUUCAGGUAAGGAGCUGAAGCGAUGGGACUCAGAUGGACUGUGGUAACAGACUUGAAGUCUGCUGUUUUUCUUCUUUAAAGCCCGUGGAGCCGCUAGGACAAUCAUAAAAGGACGGAACGCAAAAAUCAAUUAAAAAAAAUCAUGAACUGUUCAUACUCAUGGAGAGAUGGCAUGCGUGCUCCUCUUCGGUCGACUUCUCCCCUUCUCACACCGGCUCAGAGGAACGUCCAUCUGCUUGUUAUCCCUUUUCCUUUCAUAUUUAUUCUACUGCGCUCUAUUCCCUGACGGUGCCAUCAUGCAAACGUCAGGUGAUCCGACGGCCGGCUGUCAGCGAGCAGAUGGAGCCAAAAGGCGCCUUCAGAAAUCCCUUUCCUGCCUUUUACCGUCGGACGCGAGGUUGAGCGCUGUUGAGGCGUCUCGGUUGAAAGCCGACCAAAGACCCCAUUUCGCUCAUCACACCGCCGGGAACGGCACGCCCAGCCCGCCUAUGAGCAAUUUAAAGUUCGGCAAUAAAAAGUUACCAAAUGCCAUCAUAGUCGGUGUGAAAAAGGGAGGCACGAGAGCCGUCCUGGAGUUCAUAAGAAUACAUCCGGAUGUGCGCGCGGCGGGAACCGAAACACACUUCUUCGACAGGAACUAUGACAGAGGCCUGGAGUGGUACAGAGGUUUAAUGCCAAGAACUCUUGAAAGCCAAAUCACAAUGGAGAAGACACCGAGCUACUUUGUGACAAAAGAGACACCACACCGGAUUUCUACCAUGUCCCAAGACACCAAGCUCAUAGUGGUGGUGCGAGACCCCGUCACUCGAGCAAUAUCGGACUACACUCAGACGUUAUCCAAAACGCCGGACCUGCCGAGCUUCCAGGACCUGGCCUUCAGGAAUCAGAGCCUGGGAAUCGUUGACAUGUCCUGGAACGCCAUUCGGAUCGGCUUGUAUGCUUUGCACCUUGAAAACUGGCUCCACUACUUCCCUCUGGCUCAGAUCCAUUUUGUGAGCGGAGAGCGUCUCAUCACAGACCCAGCAGGGGAGAUGGCUCGGGUGCAGGACUUUCUUGGGCUGAAACGCAUCGUCACCGACAAGCACUUCUAUUUCAACCGCACCAAGGGUUUUCCCUGCCUUAAAAAGCCGGAGAGCAGCGGCUCGCCCCGCUGCCUUGGCAAGUCAAAGGGGAGGACUCAUGUGCAGAUAGACCGAGACGCUAUUGAGCAACUGCGAGACUUCUAUCGACCUUAUAAUGUCAAGUUCUAUGAAAUGGUGGGGCACGACUUUAAGUGGGAGUAGAGGUUCGAGAUGUAUGUUUACGUGGUGCUGGAAAAACUUAGCUAUUCCACAAAUGUUCUUUUAAAGCGGUUUGCCUUCAGUAAUGUGUCAAGGCUAAAGUGAAUAGCUAACUAUCAGCAGUCUCUAGACAAUUUCCGAGCGAAGCAGUACUUUCCUUUGAAGUGACUCUAAUGAACAGAGUAAAAUCUAAGACGACAUUGCUUUUGCACUUGUAAUGAUCAGUUACCAGCAUCAGCACCCUGUUUGUUGCCAGAUAUAGGCAUCAUUUUCAGAUUUCCGUUUGUGUUACUGUGUAUUAUUGCUGACUUUAUUGCUGACUGCUUCAUAAAAAAAAGAGAGAAAAUUCGAAGGGAAGGGGAUUAGUUCCUUUUAAAAUCUGCUUGACUAAUCAAAGUAGAGUUUGAAAGCAAGCCCUUGGAAAAUGUCAGUGAAGUCUUCAGGGAGAAGAGAAUUAAGCUGCACCACUGUGGCGGUAAAUCUAAAAUGUAAAGCCAUAAGGCAAGUAUGAACCACCUGAUAUUACUUACUCUUCUUUUUUUUUCAAAAGGUGAAAGAUAUUUUCUUCCAUUUUUUCCGACAUGAAUCAGAUAUGUGCUGUAACGAGCGUUUCACUCUGUACUCCGUGCUUUGUUUCCAAAUCCUGGUUUAUGUUUUUGUUGCAGAAGUAUUUAAUCACUGCGUUAAUCACAAUGCUUGUUCAUAAACUUCAUUAAAUGAAACGGAAGCACAAUUUACGAGAUUAUUAAUUCUGUUGCUUCUAAAACACAUGCUGUACCUUGAUAAAUUGCAUUUUGU